This is a messenger RNA of Hydractinia symbiolongicarpus, 2324 nucleotides long. RefSeq names its product amiloride-sensitive sodium channel subunit alpha-like. Gene Ontology annotation, molecular function: ligand-gated sodium channel activity. Gene Ontology annotation, biological process: sodium ion transmembrane transport. NCBI's taxonomy places the organism in Eukaryota, Metazoa, Cnidaria, Hydrozoa, Anthoathecata, Hydractiniidae. The record is from RefSeq and is a predicted model, not a curated record. Gene Ontology annotation, cellular component: membrane.
UACUAGCAAGAAAACAAACGCAAUAAUGGAAUUGAACGCUGCCGUGUCAAAAGAUACCCAGACAUCGUCUGCAAAGAAAUUAUUAUCCAGAUUUGCUGAAAACACCACAGCUCAUGGCUUUGCUCAGAUCGCACUAACAAAAAAUUGCUGGGUUAAAUUGUUUUGGCUACUGGCAAUUACUGCUUGUCACAUAGGAAUUUAUUUUCAAAUUAAACCUUUACUUACACGGUAUGCAAAGAAACCAGUUGUAACAAAGAUAUAUCAAACUACUGAUAAUUUGAUGACCUUCCCUGUUGUUACAAUUUGCAAUAUGAAUCCUGUAAGAAAAAAAUACGCAGAUGCAAUUUUUAAUGCUACCACUGAUGAAUUUGAAGCGGAUAGCAAUAACACUAACACUUCCAACGCGUCUGUCUCAACAUCCCUUCAAAUGACUCAAACAACGUUAGGGAAGGAUAAGACUGUCAAAGAGUCAAUACUAUCCAACUUAAGUUUCAACUUAGGGGAUAAGAUUUUCGAAUAUGGACAUCAAUUUGAGAGUAUGCUAUCCAAAUGUGAAUGGAACUUAUUCUACGAUUGCAAGAAUUUGAUAUACUGGACCAAAUUUGGCAUUGGAAGUAUGGUAACUGUUUUACUUUCAAUAGCGGUUAUGCACGCGACAACCAAACUGUCCCAGUUUUGCACUCAUCGCAAACAAAUUAAUGAAAUACUCUUAUUAGAGCUUGAUAUAAGCUUUAACGAUUACUACCUGCCAUUAACGAAAAAAGCUGGAAUUAUUCUUCAUGUUAGUGAUCAUGAUGUAGCAAAAGAUAUAACGUCACAGUCCCACUACUUGUCUCCAGGUUACGAGCAUCUUGUUUCCAUGGAAAAAACAAAACGAAAGAGAGCUGAUCCUUUUAAAAAUAAAACAUGCAUAGAGCAUUAUGAAACUGAUUUUGGAAAGCAGCCGUUCAAUGACCAAAGAAUUGUUAAGAAAUAUACCAACAAAAUAUGCAUGGAUGUCUGCUUUGCUCAAACUGCAAUAAAAAGAUGCAACUGCACCCCAUUUUGGUUGCCUUCCUUGAAUGGCAGCAGAAGGUGCGUUUUCGGUGACGCAAAAUGUGCCCUUGAUGUUGAUUAUGAGUACAGUCGCAGCAAUUUGUCAUGUCUAGCGGGGUGUAAAUUUCCCUGCGAUGAAAUUAACUAUAAGUUAAGCAUAUCGUCGGCUAAAUUUCCCUUGGAUGAAAAAGAGACAGGUGCGCAGAAUAAGUUAGGAGUUGCUCUCUCUUUUGGAAGGCGUCAGACAGUUGUUAUGCAAGACGAAGAGUACUACAUGAUUCAGAAUUUGUUGAGCGAUAUUGGGGGACAACUUGGUUUAUGGUCAGGUGUUUCUGUGUUAACAUUAGUUGAAGUAAUAUUUUUCUUAGCAUAUGGGGUACGCAUUUUCGGUGAAUGGACAGUAAUACUUAAAAAGCGUCGGUAAAGAAAGGUAGAAAAGAAGGGCGAGGUGGAAAAUGCUAUAGAGCUGGACCUUAGCACGAUGUUUGUUGUUGUUGUUGUUGUUGUUGAAUAUACGUUCACGUUUGUAUCAAGUAAUAUUCUAAAUAAAUAAAUCAAUAAAUGGUGAUAUCAAAAAAUUAGCAAGGUUAUGUCAGCUCGCACGUAGAUUAUCACUGUCAACUAACGUCUAGGUUAUUGUGUUUGCUUCUGAUUUGAUAGAGAAUGAUGUCUGGCAUAGUGGACCUUCGUUUCAUCAAGACCACUCCCUCAUGGUAAAUUUCAAUCGAAAAAUUGCAAUCCAUCAGUAUGUAAAAAUUGUUUUGAAACACUGGAUUCCGUUUUAGCACGCUGAGAUGAGUGGGAUGAUUUCGGGUGUGUCAGUACAACUUCUUUUAUGUGUCGGAAUUAUUAAAAAAUUUAAACUAUUUAGUUUAUUGAAGAAAAUUUCGCCAUUAUGAAGAUGGCAAGCUUUUUGUCACUUUUUUUUAUCAUAACGUUUGUGUUGACAACUAGUCGUGACAAAAGCCUGAGAAAUCACUGUCGCUACUUUUAGAGGUCAACAUUUCCAUUUGAUUAAAGAUGGUAGCGUUGUCCGAAUUUUCAUUGGCUGUCUAAAGCUGCUAAAUUACAGACGCCGCAGCUAGAAAACAAUUUAAUGCGUAUGGACAGAUACUAAACGCUGGGACCCGCACCUACAAAAUUUUUUAUGAACCCAUGUUUACCCAUGUACAUUAUUGCCUUUCCUUACAUCGCGCAUCCAUAUUUAAAGUUUCAGUUAGCUUUUUAUUUUAAGACUCCGUUUUAUUUAGCACAGUACUCUAACUCACUAUUACAGCGAUGUAUUAAUA